Molecule: messenger RNA, 981 nt
Organism: Paramecium tetraurelia
Lineage: Eukaryota; Ciliophora; Oligohymenophorea; Peniculida; Parameciidae
Exons: 5
Biological process (GO): protein phosphorylation; intracellular signal transduction
Cellular component (GO): nucleus; cytoplasm
Molecular function (GO): protein serine/threonine kinase activity; ATP binding
Source: RefSeq, a predicted model, not a curated record
AUGCUUCCAAAGUCCAGAGAAGAAUUUGACGAUAUAUACAUUGUCUAAGAAUUAAUGGAAACAGAUUUAUCUACAAUCAUCCGAUAAUAAACCCAAUUGGAUUAGGAAUAAAUCUGCUUCCUCGUAUAUCAAUUAUUGAGAGGGUUGAAAUAUAUUCAUUCAGCCAAUGUAGUUCAUCGAGAUUUGAAGCCCAAAAAUUUAUUGAUAAACGGAAACUGCGAUUUGAAAAUAUGCGAUUUUGGCCUUGCCAGAGCCCUCGAUCCACAAAUCAAACUCAAACCAAAAGUGUAUAGUCCCUACGUUUAAACCAGAUGGUACAGAGCUCCUGAAUUGCUUCUGCAAUGGAGAGAUUAUAAUUAAAGCAUAGAUAUGUGGUCUGUAGGUUGUAUAUUUGCUGAGAUGCUUAGGAAGAAAAUCUUCCUCCCAGGAGCUUCAGCAAAAAAUUAAAUUGAAUUAAUUUUUGAUGUGCUGGGAUCUCCCAAUGAAUAAGUCUUAUAAAUGGCUCCCAAAUCCCCUCUCUCCAUCAGUGUCAAUCAAAUGCAGAAGAAGAGAGGCAGAGAUUUUGAGAAACUGUUCCCAAAUGGAUCCAAAGAAGCCAUUGAUCUAUUGCGACAACUCUUUGAAUAUGACCCAACGAAAAGAAUAACUGCAGAACAGGCUCUAAAACACCCGUAUCUCUCCAAAUACCAUAUUCCAGAAGAUGAACCCAUAGCUGUUCCUGUUAGAUACUUGGACUUCGAAUUCGAAGAGUAUAAUCUGACUAUUGAACAGUGGAAAGAUUGCAUUUACGAGGAAAUUCUACUCUACCACUAUCCUGAGUUCUCAAAGGAUUAUGAAUCAAACAUUAAAAAAGGCUAUUCAAUAAUGAAGCACAUUGUUAACAAUGACAAUGCUAAAUAGCUGGAUUAAAUACAAGAUGAAGAUGAGGAGGAUGAAGAGGACGAUGUGCCAUAAAAUUAAUAAAAUUAAUAAAUAUAAUGA